ACGUUAACAAUAACUUAUACCAUCACUAGCUGUCGUCAGCUGUUUUGAAUUUUUGUUGACGACUGCAUAUACAAUUAUUAGCGAGUCUGAUCGGACAGUAUUAUAAAUAAUAACAAGACUUGAAUUAUAUACACAAGAAUUUAUAAUAUGGCUCCUGCGCUGGAUUCAGUGCUAUCCACCACAGCUGUUAUAAGCACGGUGUUUCAGUUUCUAUCCGGCAGUGUUAUUUGCCGCAAAUAUAUACAGAAAAAGAGCACCGGCGACUCUUCGGGACUGCCAUUUAUAUGCGGCUUUUUAUCCUGCAGCUUCUGGCUCCGCUAUGGGGUACUGACCAAUGAGCAGAGCGUGGUAACAGUCAAUAUAAUUGGCUCGACGCUCUUUCUCAUCUAUACGAUGAUCUACUAUGUGUUUACGGUUAAUAAGCGUGGCUAUGUCAAGCAAUUUGGAAUAGUUCUGGCUAUACUCAUUGGCGUAAUUAUAUUUACUAAUACCUUGGAAGACGAACCAGAGAAAAUGAUACGAAUUACAGGUUUUGUAUGCUGUGUUGUCACUGUCUGUUUCUUUGCUGCGCCUCUAACAAAGCUAGUUCAUGUGGUACGCGUGAAAAACUCGGAGAGCCUGCCUUUGCCCUUGAUAGCUACUUCAUUCUUUGUUAGCCUGCAGUGGGUUAUCUAUGGCGUAUUAAUAUCGGAUACAUUUAUACAGAUACCUAACUUCCUGGGCUGUGUGCUGUCCUUGAUGCAAUUGGGUCUGUUUGUUCUGUAUCCGCCGCGCAGCUACUCAGGUCAAGGCUAUAAGCUGCUCGACCAGGCGCAGGCCGUGCCCUUCUAAACGAACUUGUACUUAUUUUGCGCGUUUCACAAAGGAUAUUUAAACAGGUUAUACUAUAUACACAUAAAAUUGAUUAGAUAUACGUAAUGUAUAGCUUCUAGUGUAAUAUUUACAUAUGUAUUUA
Molecule: messenger RNA, 955 nt
Organism: Drosophila busckii
Lineage: Eukaryota; Metazoa; Arthropoda; Insecta; Diptera; Drosophilidae
Gene: slv
Product: sugar transporter SWEET1
Exons: 5
Coding region: 148-831 (227 amino acids)
Biological process (GO): carbohydrate transport
Cellular component (GO): membrane
Molecular function (GO): sugar transmembrane transporter activity
Source: RefSeq, a predicted model, not a curated record